Molecule: messenger RNA, 1946 nt
Organism: Chroicocephalus ridibundus (black-headed gull)
Lineage: Eukaryota; Metazoa; Chordata; Aves; Charadriiformes; Laridae
Product: nucleoside diphosphate kinase-like
Exons: 5
Coding region: 201-662 (153 amino acids)
Biological process (GO): UTP biosynthetic process; CTP biosynthetic process; GTP biosynthetic process
Molecular function (GO): nucleoside diphosphate kinase activity
Source: RefSeq, a predicted model, not a curated record
AUCCCCGGCCAGACCCGGGCCCGUCUCGGCGCUUUCCUACAGCACCGGGACGGCCCCAACGGCCGCCUCCCGCCGGCGACGUCCUCCCCGGGGCUGCGCUCUGCGCGCUGUCUGCAGGCACGGGCAGGGGGACGUACACACACAGGCGUGUGCCGCAAAACCGCGCUCAAAACCACCCAACCGACGGACUUUACAGGACGAUGGCUUCUAUCGCCGAGCGGACGUUCAUCGCCAUCAAGCCUGACGGGGUCCAGCGGGGACUGGUGGGAGAAAUCAUCAAGCGGUUUGAACAGAAGGGAUUCAAACUGGUGGCCAUGAAAUUAAUACAUGCCUCUGAAGACCUCCUGAGAGAACACUACAUUGACCUAAAAGACCGGCCGUUCUAUGACGGUCUGGUGCAGUAUAUGCACUCUGGCCCUGUUGUAGCUAUGGUGUGGGAAGGUCUUAACGUGGUUAAGACUGGAAGAGUGAUGCUGGGGGAGACUAAUCCAUUUGAUUCAAAGCCUGGCACUAUUCGUGGUGACCUCUGCGUUCAAGUUGGAAGGAACAUCAUUCACGGAAGUGAUUCUGUAGAAAGUGCUGAGACAGAGAUCAAUUUAUGGUUCACUCCUGAAGAACUGGUUGAUUACAGAAGCUGUGCUCAUGAAUGGAUCUAUGACUAAAACUGAGCCUAUACCUCCUGAUAUCCUUACUGUCUGUAAAGAGCUGCCAGCCUCUAGCUGUUUCACAGCCCUGCACAUAAACCGGUAGGAACCUGUCUCAGAAAUCCGUGAGAUUGCUCUGUUGUGAAUGUUAAACGUAGUCAGUGUUUGCUGCUGCUCUGGUUAAAAAAAACUGUCAAGCUACAGACGGAAUUGUACUUUUAAAAAGCUGCUUCUGGGAGUGAGAGGUAUGAAAUUAAAAGGCAGAGCAUAUAACGCACAUACUUUCCUGAUACACUCUGUAGUCAAAGAGGGCAUUUUGGUAAAUAGAAAAAAAAAAAGGUAAAAAUUUAUUUGGUAGAUAAAUAUGCAAAUGAACCAGCAUCAAACAAUAAUUUUGUUAAAAUGUUAGGGAACAACUGGUGAUAUGUAGAUAUGCUGAAAGUGUGCCCAAAUGUUGAGGACUGAACUUGCUAUCAAGUGAAUCCCCAUGCCCAAAACAGCUGCAGAAGGAGCAGAUUGAUUUCUCCCUCCAGAACACACCCUGCCUGCACACACAGCAUAGCUUUGAUUAAAAACAGAACUUUUUGCUAGAUUGACACUGUUUCUGCUCGCUUCCCCCCUCCCCCCCCCCCCCAGAUUUGUUUAGUAUUUUAAGGAAGGAUUAAUAGGCCAGGCUUUCUGAAAUGCCCUUUUAUGUGAAAAGAAGAUUAAUGUGAGGAUGGAUGAGGGAGAUCUACCUUCAGCCACUUUGCAGCAGCACAGGGCAGCAACAGUGAUGUUUGCUUUAUUGACAGAACAGCUGAUAAUUUAGCGACGUUCUCAUUUGUGUGGUCUUUCCCUUAAUAGCUGAAACUACAAAGCAAGCUGUUCUUGGGGGAGGUAUUUCAGAAAUGACUGUAGCAAUAUUUAUUUAUUUAAUCAUGCAAAGGAAUACAGCCAUAAUAAUAGUAAAUGUAUUUCAGUAGAGGUGUCUGCUGUCAGAGAAAAGGAUCAGCCUCUGGCAGAAAUUUUAACAAACACUAGCUGGACUGGACGAGGCGGGAGAAAUGCCUUGGGGUCCACAUUAUGUAUUUAUUUACCUGCAACAUUGUAUUCAUUAAAAGCAAGAGUUUCAUGAAAGUGGUCUGUUCAAACGCUCGAUUUUUUCCCUGUGGUGAAUUCUAGUUUCAAAUACUAAACCGUGCAAUGAAUGUUGAAUUCAAUGCUCAUGAUACUUUAUAAAGGUAUCUACCUCCUAAAAAGAGGUUGUACAAAAUAAAACAUUUGCUGUAUCUUAAGUGAAAUAAAAGGAAAUUUUCAUUA